Molecule: messenger RNA, 709 nt
Organism: Osmia bicornis bicornis
Lineage: Eukaryota; Metazoa; Arthropoda; Insecta; Hymenoptera; Megachilidae
Gene: Atg12
Product: autophagy protein 12-like
Exons: 4
Coding region: 161-595 (144 amino acids)
Biological process (GO): autophagy of mitochondrion; nucleophagy; autophagosome assembly
Cellular component (GO): Atg12-Atg5-Atg16 complex; phagophore assembly site membrane; cytoplasm
Source: RefSeq, a predicted model, not a curated record
AUUUGAACGUUCUCAGUGAUACUUCGUUUAAUACAUUGCAGUGGUCAUGCGCAAAUUCAAUUCUUUAUAGUUUACUAUCAGACGGCAGUAUUUUUAUGGAGAUAGGGAUAAGAGCCUGUUAUUUCGUGCAAUUACAAUUAUCGGUGUAACAUUAUUUGUCAUGUCUGACAAAGGAGGAAACGAAUCUGUCACUACCAAUGAAAUUGUUGACAAGUCUGAAGAAACGGGAGAAAAUUUAACAAACGAAGAAGCACCCACGAGCCUCGAGACUAUUCCUUCUGAAACACCUUUGGUUCGAAAUGGAACUCAGACUGCUUCCAAAGACAAAACAAAAAUCGAUAUUUUAUUAAAAGCAACCGCUAAUGCUCCGAUAAUGAAACAGAAGAGAUGGACUGUCAGUCAAGAUCAGUGUAUCGGUAAAAUUUCUGAUUUCGUGAGAAGAUACCUGAAACUAGAUUCUAACGAAAAAUUGUUUCUUUAUGUAAAUCAAACAUUUGCACCUGCGCCGGAUCAAGUGGUGAAAAAUUUAUACAACUGUUAUGGAGCCGACGGGAAACUAAUACUUCACUAUUGUAAAAGUCAAGCGUGGGGCUAAAUGCUUCUUGAAGGUAUAUCAACAUUGUCUUGUUUGGACCUGUAUCAUUAAACGAAUAAUUAAAUGUUUCGUAUCGUAUAUUUUCUCUAUAUAUUAAUAAAUUCAUUGUAAGUA